AUGGACUUAGCGCAAUUUGAAAAGGAAAUAGCACCAAAGACAUUCGUUAACGGGCACAUAUACACCACAGAGGAUUUGGAAAUGUACAAGAAGCUGCACCCAUCGAUUACACAAUUACAAGGAGCACAACUCCACGCUCUCCCAAACACAGUGAGAUACUUCUCUCUCCUCCAGAACCUCCCACCCGCGCGCAAAUUGGGCCUUGGACAGGCUACAUUUGAUUUCACGACAUUCCCAACACCUGUGCGUGUUGCAGAGGCACCUAAGGAGAAGAAACCAAAGAAGGAAGCUGGCGGUGCUAAUGAGGGCGCUGCUGGAACUUCUAAGGCGGGUGCACAGGGUGCUGCUGCUGAAGGCAAAAAGGAAAAGGCUGAGAAGCCAAAGAAGGAAAAGGCCGCUCCUGCUCCUGCAGCCCCUGUACAACCACCAAGCCCUCACAUGAUUGAUCUGCGUGUUGGUAAGAUUGUCAAGGUGGACAAACACCCAGAUGCUGAUAGCUUGUACGUCGAGCAGAUCGAUCUCGGCACGGAAACCAGAACCGUUGUAUCUGGAUUGGUCAAGUAUGUGCCUAUUGAAGAAAUGCAAGACAAGAUGAUAGUUGCAAUCUGCAACCUCAAGCCAGCUUCUAUGAGAGGUAUCAAGUCAUUUGCCAUGGUUCUUUGCGCCACUUCCUCAGACGGCAAGGAUGGCGGUGUUGAGUUUGUCAAUCCACCAGAAGGUAGUGCGCCAGGUGAUAGGAUCUACUUUGAAGGAUAUGAGGAAGGCCAACCAGAAAGUCAACUCAAUCCAAAGAAAAAGGUGUUUGAGACCAUUCAACCAGGAUUCAGAACACUCGAUACACUCGAAGCUUGCUGGAUCAAUCCAGAGAACAGCAAGCCACACCUUAUCAAGACGGACAAGGGUGUUUGUAGGGCUGGAAGAUUUGCGAAUGCGACUUUAUCAUAA
Molecule: messenger RNA, 945 nt
Organism: Wallemia ichthyophaga EXF-994
Lineage: Eukaryota; Fungi; Basidiomycota; Wallemiomycetes; Wallemiales; Wallemiaceae
Exons: 5
Coding region: 1-945 (314 amino acids)
Cellular component (GO): methionyl glutamyl tRNA synthetase complex
Molecular function (GO): tRNA binding
Source: RefSeq, a predicted model, not a curated record